Amblyraja radiata (thorny skate) is the source of this 2058-nucleotide messenger RNA. It is a transcript of the gene eogt, whose product is annotated as EGF domain-specific O-linked N-acetylglucosamine (GlcNAc) transferase. Bases 19 to 1761 code for a protein of 580 amino acids. The transcript has 17 exons. NCBI's taxonomy places the organism in Eukaryota, Metazoa, Chordata, Chondrichthyes, Rajiformes, Rajidae. Gene Ontology annotation, molecular function: protein O-acetylglucosaminyltransferase activity. Gene Ontology annotation, cellular component: endoplasmic reticulum lumen. The record is from RefSeq and is a predicted model, not a curated record.
CUUCCCGUCGCUUUGUUGAUGCUGGGGGGAAAGUUUGUGAUGUUGCACUGGGCGAUGGCGCCGCGCUUGUCUUGCUUCGUUGCUGAACGCCGGCCCAGCCUGUUGAAAAAGGAAAGUAAGACUGACAAACGUAAAUGGAUGGAAGACCAUGAAGUAAUUGAAAAUGAAUUUGGAUUCUUACAUAGGUCUACCAUCACAAUAUUAAUGCUACUUCAGUUUGUAAUGGAGCCCGCUGGAGGCUUUGGACUGGAAGACCAAAACGUCGUGGAUAGUGCCAACAAAAUGCCUUUGUAUAGUAACAUCCGAUUGCCCGAUGAACACAUUCCUUACUUUCUACACAAUAAUAUGCAUAUAGCUGUUACUUGUGAGAAAGAUUCCCUCUGCCCAUUUAAGAAGUACUUGAGAGAGCUGGAAUCCUGCUGGGGCUAUGAAAAGAAUUGCAAGCCUGAAUACAGAUUCAGCUACCCAGUGUGUACUGAAGCCACAUCAGGAUGGGCCAAUACCGUAGAAGGAGCAGAGGAGAUUUUCUGGAAGCAGGCCGACUUUGGUUACGUUAAAGAAAUGCUUCUUGAGAUGCAAACACUGUGUGAACCAGUCUCAGCAGGUGAUUCAUCGCUGGCGUGCACGAAAUACACUCGUUAUUGUAGAGCCACUAAUCUCUACAUUGAUUUGAGAAACCCAAGAAGGAACACAGACAGAUACAAGGAGGAUUUUCUUGAAGAGGGUGAAAUUGGAGGCCAUUGUAAGUUGAACAAGAAGGCACUAGUGGAUGAGGGUGAACAUAAGAGUCCUCUACAGUCCUGGUUUGCAGAGUUACAAACGUAUUCCCAACUAAACUUUCAACCGAUGGAAGGUGGAAAUUGUGACCUCGUGAUUGAAAAGCCAACCUACUUCAUGAAGCUAGAUGCAGGCGUCAAUAUGUAUCAUCAUUUCUGUGAUUUUGUUAAUCUCUAUAUUUCUCAACACAUCAACAAUUCUUUUAACACCGAUGUGAAUAUUGUGAUGUGGGACACUAGUUCCUAUGGUUAUGGCGAUUUAUUCAGUGACACCUGGAAAGCAUUUUCUGAUUACAAUAUUAUACAUUUAAAAACAUUUGACCAAAAAAGGGUAUGCUUCAAGGAAGCAGUCUUUUCCUUACUUCCACGGAUGCGCUACGGGUUAUUUUACAAUACUCCUUUGGUGCCUGACUGCUUUAGCACAGGGAUGUUCAGAGCAUUCUCACAACAUGUCCUCUUUAGGUUAAAUAUUACAAAAGAUGUUCCGUUGACGGGAAGAAUUCGCGUAACGUUCCUGGUAAGGAGCACGCAGUAUCGUAGAGUUUUAAACCAACAGGAGCUUGUGAAAGCUUUGAAGAUGGCUUCUGUAUUUGACGUCAGAGUGGUGGAUUACAAAGACAUUGGAUUUUUAGAACAACUGAAAAUAACACACAAUUCGGAUAUUUUUAUCUCCAUUCACGGGGCCGGACUGACUCACCUAUUCUUCCUUCCAGAUUGGGCUGUCAUUUUUGAAUUGUACAAUUGUGACGAUGAUCGCUGCUAUUUGGAUUUAGCUCGACUUCGAGGAGUUCACUACACCACGUGGGAGAAAAGUGACAAAGUUAUACCUCAGGAUAAGGGACAUCAUCCAACUCUUGGGGACCACCCUAAGUUUACCAACUACUCUUUUGACGUGACUGAAUUUAUGCGCCUGGUCUUGUCCGCUGCACAGAGAGUAACGCAGCAUCCGAAAUGGCAUUUCACGCAAUAUCAUACUGAACUAUGACAGCACGUGGAGGUUGAAUUGUGUUGGUGAACUUUAAAAAGGACUUGCUCAUUUCUUAGACACCCUUGUAAAGACAUUGGAAUCUGUUACUGUUAGACGUACUGUAUCAAGUGCAUCAUCACAAAUACCUUCCUUGGUGUGUAGGUGCGUUUAUGAAUGGAGUCGAAUAUUUAAAAGUAGGCAAGUUCUGUAAAUAUCAAAUACCAUUUAGAUAUUAGAAUUGUGUGCAACAAUGGUUUAUAUUUAUGUAGCCCUUUCCCCUUUUAUAUACCAAUCCAUCCAAAGGAACUAUUUUUA